UAUCUCCAUUAUUUUUUGUCCGUACUCAUUGCUGCAGCUAUGGCAAUCCGUUUCAUUGUUAUGAGGGUUACUGUGGCCCAUGCCCUACAAACUGGGUAUGUUAGAACAAUUGCACCGAUUUUCUGAUGAGAGCAAAAACUGGUUACCAGAGCCAGGCUUCCUGUAUGUCUCAAAUUCCAGCCUUCUGAAGAUUAUACACUGAAUUGUACUUUAUUGGUGGUUUCACACAGGAUUUUUUUAAAUUGGUGAAGUCAUAUCAUUGGAUGGGACUAGUAAAGAUUCCAACAAAUGAAUCCUGGCAGUGGGAAGAUGGUUCCAUUCUCUCACCCAACCAAUUAACAUUGGUGAAAAUGCAGAAUGGAAGUUGUGCUGUCUAUGGUUCCAGCUUUAAAGCCUAUACAGAAAACUGUUUAACUCCAAACACCUACAUAUGCAUGCAGAGGGCUGUGUGAGGACUUCAUAAACCAUCUCAAUAAAAACCAGGAAUAGAGAAGGAAUUCUCCAACAAGAAAAAUGUCAUCUGGGAUGACAGGAAACAAGGAAAAUGAGACAAACACAGAAAACAAACUUCUUAGGCCCUUCAGGGCCAAACCAUAGAACAAUUCACUACUGCAAAUGUCUGAUAUUCUGCAAGACAACGGAGGACAACUCAGGGGUCAUCAAGAUGGCCCUUCUCACCACAACCCAGAUGGUACAGAAUAGGCAGGUGGGAGACAUCUUGGAUAUCUAACAGUGGGACCAACAUCUAGAGGAGUAGUGAGUGAAUAAGUCCCUACAUAGUUCUGGUGGUACAACCUUCACCAACUAGAAAACUGCCAUAUGGAUAGUGCCACAGCAGAGACUCAAGGGUAGGCAGUGCCAUGUCCAGGUGGGGACAUGAUGCAAGAAGACAUGACUUCUCCCCUUGUGCACUGGAGGGCAGAGUAUGAAGCCAACGAAGAUUCUUCUUGAGCCUUAAGUCUUAUGGAGUUUGCCUUGCUAGAUUUUGGAAUUUCUUGGUAUCCAUCAGCUUUUCCUGUUUCCUCCUUUUGGGAUAGGAAUAUCUAUUUGAUGCCUGUCCCAUCAUUGUAUUCUGAAAGCACAUGACUUGUUUUAUUUCAUAAGUUCACAACUGGAGAAUAAUUUCUCGUUCUCACCUACAUCUGACUUGGAUAAUAUUUAGAUGAGAUUUUGGACUUUAGGUGAGUAGAUACUGGAAGGAGUAAAGACUUUUUGGAUUUUGGGGAUAGAAUGGAUGUGUUCUACAUAUGAGAAGGACAUGAUUUCAUUGUCCAGGAGUGGAGUA
This is a messenger RNA of Castor canadensis (American beaver), 1285 nucleotides long. The record is from RefSeq and is a predicted model, not a curated record. NCBI's taxonomy places the organism in Eukaryota, Metazoa, Chordata, Mammalia, Rodentia, Castoridae.